This is a messenger RNA of Symbiodinium natans, 3894 nucleotides long. The record is from the annotation of a GenBank genome assembly. NCBI's taxonomy places the organism in Eukaryota, Dinophyceae, Suessiales, Symbiodiniaceae.
AUGAGCGGAGUCAGCGGCUUUGGACCCCGAGUGCACUACCAGAAGCCGAGGUCUGUGAAUGACUUCCAGGGCGGCUUCAAGUGGGCGAGGGGUGGCCAAGCAGGCCCCAGCCCGGACGAUGAGGACGAAAUGCCUCCACUGAAGGCUCCAGCCGCUCCAGCGCCCUCCGUGCCCUCGCCGGCGCGCGCCGAAAAGCGGCCUUUAGUGGAGGGGAGCAAGGUGCGCGUGGAUGGCCUCACCGGCGCCAAGCAUUUGAACGGCAGCGUCGGAACCCUCGUCGCCAAGGAGGAUGGUCGCUUCCUUGUGGAGCUGAGCUCCGGCCCCGAAGCUGGCAGCAUCAAGGCCAUGAAGCCACAAAACGUCUCGCUCGAAGCCGACAGCAGGACAACUUCGUCGUCGCCUGCAGCCAACUCAUCGAGGCCGACCAGCGCCCCAACCCCGGCGCGAGCCGAAACCAGGCCCGGCUUGGAGGUGGGAGCGCGGAUCAGGUAUAACGAGAUGGCGACUUCUGCCAGCCGCCUGAAAGACAUGUGUGCACGGGAUAGAUACGCGGCAGACGAAGAGCCGUGCGCAGCAUGCAAAUUCGAGCGAAAGUUCUUCUACCAGCUGAUGACUCUUCAGAACUGGGUGCUGGAAAAACGCAAUUGGCGCAAGUUUGCAGGGGCUCAAGACUUAUCAGACUUCCAGGGGCGUGCAUUCAUUGAAGUCGCCGCCGACUGGACGAUGCCAGCUUCUCAGUUCGAGCCACGUGGGGCUGGAACGGUCCCGGACUGGUUCAGCGGCCACGGCUUUUGGCUGAACAGGGUCGAAGAAGCAGCGCUUGAGGCGGGCGACGCACGCCUGACGGAUGAGGAGCAGCUCGAGUUGGAGCGGUUGCUGGAAGGCCUUGAGGGUGAGCAACCCUAUCUGACCGUGCCGAUCUCCCGGCUGGGACUAGGCCCGACGUUGAACACUGCGUCCCUUGCUUUUCAUCAGCUGGCGCAAAGUGGGAGAGAUUCUGCAGUUUCCGUGCUGAUGACAACCUUCGACCUGUUGGACGACGUCGCCUGGCUGCGAGAGGAGCUUGGUGUUCAAAGGCGCACGCCCCUCACGAUCUGCGCACACCCUUGGACAAGUCGGGAUCGGGACAAGCUGUGGAGGGCCCUGGAGGCCGAGUUCGACAACGUUUGCCUCCACUUCCCGGGAUCCCCGCACCUCUCCCGGCAUGCCCGGGAUCCGAAAUCGGCUGAGGGAACGGACGCCGAAGGAUGCGAAGGAAAUGGCCAGAGCGAGUGCAGCGUGCAUGCCAAGCUGAUUCUCCUUGAGUUUCAAGACCGACUACGUAUUGUCAUCUCCAGCGCCAACUUGAACUCCAGGUUCUGGCAGAGUAACAGCGAGGUGGUGUGGGUCAAAGACUUUGGACGCCGGACAGAUGGUUCGCCAUGGCGAGAUUCUGGUCUGCACGUGGCCUCCCUGCUGCAGUCCGGGAAAUUCUGCCGGACCCUCUCCCACUGCUUGGCGGAGCUGCUCAACGGCGCCCCCGGGAAUCAGCGCGCGCUGUGGCUGUCAACGCUCUCGCAGUUUUCGAUUGAUGAGCGCAGCGUCCAGCUCAUCAUGUCCCGCCCGGGCAUCUUUGAGCAGGCAAGGCUUCUCGACCCCGGACAGGUCGGGCUGAGGCUGUCGUUGAUGGAGGAAAGCUUGGAGAUCAUGCGAUCGGAGAAGACGGAGGACUUGCUGUCCGCCGCGAGGGGCGACUAUUCCGGCAAUGCCUCGCUUGUUCAGCGCGGGGAGUGCUGGACACUGUGCCUUGCAGACCUCCCAGUGGCCUUUCCCAGCCCGGCAUCCUGCAAAGCGCUCGCUGCAGCCGAGUUCUUGGGCUUCCGUGGACGGGACGGUCGCCCCCUUUCCUUGGGCCUGGAAGUUGAGCUACUGGCAACCGAUGUCAGCGAAGAGGACCCUGAUACCUCACCAGGCCAGGAGCAAAGUAGCCAGAAGCUUCCGCUGGUGCAGGUCACCCUGAAAACGCCGCAUGUUUCGGCGCCGUAUUUCGAAGUUCUCGAUCCUUUCAGCGAUUGCGAUUUAGCCGAAGGCGUGGGAGAGCUGCUGGCCCACCUGGAGAUCAACUAUGGGCUCAUGGCAUUGCAUGUCGGCUUGUCCCACACCGCGUGGCCCCAGUCCGAGGAGCGCCACUUCGUGGCCCUGAGCUCCUCCUUCAGCACCUUGACGGACGAUUGGUUUCGUACCUUUGAUGAGUGUGUGGGGCGGGCAGCCGGUGAGGGAGACUUGCCAGGACCUCACGUGCUGGUUCCUGAACAAGGUCCCAUCCGUUUUGAAGUCGCAUCUAUGGGGGAGCAGCGUCUCGUGGCCCACAGGGCGCCGACGCACUCACCUGGGCGAGAGCUCCUACCGAACCAUGGCAAGCUCAUCGCUCGACUUUGCUGGAAUGAGGAAGCCGCACAGCCGUAUGGCUGGAUCUAUGUGGGCUCCCACAACCUCUCAAUCUCUGCUUGGGGCACACUGCACAGGGUCGAGGACCGGCACCUGCACUGGAGCGGCAACCGCGAACUGGGCGUCGUGCUCCUGCAGGAGAGGUCCUCUUCGGAAGAGCAGAGCCUUUUUGACAUGGCGCCAUUGCCCUUCGGCCUGCCCCUGUCGGGAAUCUCCUUGGAAGGCCGUGAGAUCUGCGGCGAGGAGUACGAAUGGCCUGGCGCAUGGGAGUGGUGCCAGGCGACCCGCCUCCGCCUCACGCAGCACGCCGCUCACCUCCUCGGAGUACCACUGAACACUGCAGUGGAUGUGCUGCAUACAGCUGAAGACGGAAUGAAGAGGGUCCGACUGCUGCUACCCGAUGAUGCCACUAUCGAGGCAUGGGUGCACCCUGAAUCCCUCCAGGACCAAGGCUGGGGUUGGCAGAAGGAGGCUCAGGAGAUGCCUCGAGGCGAAGAAGAGGAAACCCAUGAGACCUGGGAGCCGGAGCAGAGAGAGGAGGAUUGGAGGUACCACAUUCGGCUAGAUGCCGGCGGGGACAAGCUGAUGAAGGCCAAGAACGUGGAGAGGAUACCAGGGUCGGCUGCUCCUGCCGCCCCGGCAAAGGCGACAGUGCCAGCCUCGCCCACGCCGAGCCCAAAAGCAAAAGCCACGCCUUCCCCGGCUGCCGCGGCUUCCGCGGCCCCGCCCUCCGUGGCCUCAGCGCCUGCGCAACCUCGCCCACGGCCACAGACGGCACCCACUCCGGCCACGCCCAUUCGGCCGCCGCCGAAACUGCGCGACGUCUUACAGGCUGCGAAGCCUUCCUGGACGGAAAAGGACUUGAGCAACGUGGUCGAGAAGCUCUCCAAAGCAAAGGUCUCCACCUUCGAGCACUUGCGCGAUUCCCUGCGAAGCACUGGCGCUGCAUCCUUGAACGAGAGGCUGCGGAGCGCCGGCCAGAAGAUCUUCGCCACGGACACCAUCGCGGCGCUGAAACAACGAGUGGAUCUGGAGGAGCCUCCCAAGCCGCAGAUCGAGCGAAAUCCGCAGAAUCUGCCGGUCCAGCGUUGGGAGGUCGUAAACGACCUCGCUAUGGUUCGCGAGAAGCCGUCGCUUGCUGCACGCGCCCUUGCGCGAAAGGACCGCGGCGAGGUCGUGCAAAGCGCGGAAGAGACUUUCGACGGCUUCCUCAAGCUACACGGUGAGGAGGGCUGGUGCGCGAAGGAUUGCCAGGGCAAGCUGGGACUUGGCGUGCUCCUGCGGCGCCUUCCGGGCCAGCCUGAGCUGAUCCUCGCCGCCGAUGCUCCCGCUCCCGGCCCGGGGCCGCAACCCUUCAAGGUGAUUUUCAGCCCAAGCGUUGCUGUGCGAGCUGCGCCAUCCACUGAUGCCAACAUCAUCAGUGCACGGUCUCCAGGUUCGGAGGACUUUGUGGGUGAGAUGGGUUAG